Ipomoea nil (Japanese morning glory) is the source of this 798-nucleotide messenger RNA. Its product is annotated as probable WRKY transcription factor 51. NCBI's taxonomy places the organism in Eukaryota, Viridiplantae, Streptophyta, Magnoliopsida, Solanales, Convolvulaceae. Gene Ontology annotation, biological process: regulation of DNA-templated transcription. Gene Ontology annotation, molecular function: sequence-specific DNA binding; DNA-binding transcription factor activity. The record is from RefSeq and is a predicted model, not a curated record. The transcript is spliced from 3 exons. Bases 89 to 646 code for a protein of 185 amino acids.
UACACGUACAGUCCCGGGAGAUAAGUAUAAUCAUCAUAGCGUCUCAUCGACGCACUGUCCUGGUGUGCUUGAUCGCUCCAGAAAUAUAAUGGAGAAUUCUCAAUUUCAAAACCCUGAUAACGCCGGAGUAUUAUUCGUCGAUGCGCCGGAAUACUAUCUGUCCGAUUAUCUCCUGCCGGAAAAUAUCUCGCCGGCGGCGGAGCAACACUGUUGGCCGAAAACUAUGGUGCCGACGGAAUCUGUCGGCAGUGGAUCUUCCAACCCGAUUCCAACCUCUAGUAACAUGGCCAAUAAUGGGACCAAGAAGAAAGUGCAGCGGGCAAAGUGUAGGAUUGCAUUUAGAAUUAAAACUGAACUAGAGACUCUGGAUGAUGGAUUCAAAUGGAGAAAGUACGGCAAGAAGAUGGUUAAGACCAGUCCAAAUCCCAGGAACUAUUACAAAUGUUCUAGUGGAGGAUGCAGUGUGAAGAAGAGGGUGGAAAGGGACAGAGAGGAUUCAAGAUACAUAAUUGCAACGUAUGAAGGAGUGCACAACCAUGAAAGCCCAUGUGUGCUUUACUACACUAAUGAAAUGUAUACCACACUACCUAUCGAGGCUCAUGGAUGGGCUUUACAACCUUCCUCCUUACCGUCAUCUUCUUUAUGAUAAUUCUUGUGUAAUUUUAGUUUUGUUUAUCUCUCUCUCUCUCUCUCUCUCUCUCUCUCUCUCUCUCUCUCUCUUUAAUCCUUAUUAUGUAAGUCUAACCAUAAACCUAGUUUUAGACUUGGUGUUAUUAUAUAUUGACUUAUUUUUAUGUA